AUGAGUGGGCUAUGGAAAAUUCAGCAAGAUCCAGAUCAAUUCAGCAAGAUGACAAGCAAACCCCAUACAGGAUCUCUGGUGAUCUGCCCGGAGUACACCCCUUAUCCUGAUGUUUUCAUAUCCCAGCUCAGACUGAAGUGGUACUGUGGCAAUUUGUAUCAGCAAGUGAUAACCAUUGAUGUGGCUCAGGGAGUCUGUUUCCUCUCCCAAACUGGAGUGGGUAUCAUGGGGAACUCUCUCCUCAUCACACUCUACCUCACCUCAUUUCUUCUGGGCUCCAAACCAAAGCCCACAGACCUGACCAUCAUCCACCUGGCCCUGGUCCACACCGUAAUGCUUCUUACAAGGUGGAUCAUCAUAGCAGCAGGGAUAUUGGGGCUGCAACUUGUACGGAAUGAUGCUGAGUGUAAGCUGUUUGCCUAUGUCUACCGCAGCACCCGGGGCCUCUCCAUCUGUACUACCUCCCUCUUGAGCAUAGUUCAGGCCAUCACCAUCAGUCGAAGCACCUCCUAUCUGUUCCAUCACAAGGUUCAGAUCCCAAACGUCAUCUUCCUGGUCUUAGGCAUCUUGUGGAUUCCCAACACACUGUUAAGCACCACCCUUCUCUUCCAAAUGGUCAUCUCCCACAAUACAACUGGCAUUGAUACCAAUUGUUACAUGGUGCCAUUAAACACUCUCCUCCAGGAGCUGUUUCUCACCUUCAUGGCUCUCCGCGAUGUCCUCUCUUUGGGGCUCAUGAGCUGCUGCAGUAGCUGCAUGGUUCUUCUCCUGCACCGACACAGGCGCCAAGUCCAGCAUCUCCACAGCCCCCACCAAGCCCCUGAAACCUCGCCCAAGAGACGAGCCACCCAGACCAUUGUGCUGCUUGUGAGCUGCUUUGUAGUCUUUUACUGUGGAGACCUUGUAUUUUCCCUGUUUCUAGGGACAUCCAUGAAGGACAAUGCCACCCUCUUGAAUGCUGGCAUGUUUAUGGUCAGUGGAUAUGCCACUGUCAGCCCCUUUAUGUUGCUCACCUGUGACACAAGAGUCAUCAAGUUCCUAGGUGAUUUUCUGGGGAAUAAGACCCUUAAAUCCUCUCAGACAACACUGUUAUCUGCAUGCCCUCUUUGA
Messenger RNA from Ornithorhynchus anatinus (platypus), 1110 nucleotides. RefSeq names its product vomeronasal type-1 receptor 48-like. Gene Ontology annotation, biological process: G protein-coupled receptor signaling pathway. The record is from RefSeq and is a predicted model, not a curated record. The transcript is spliced from 4 exons. NCBI's taxonomy places the organism in Eukaryota, Metazoa, Chordata, Mammalia, Monotremata, Ornithorhynchidae. Gene Ontology annotation, molecular function: pheromone receptor activity. The coding region runs from base 1 to 1110 and encodes 369 amino acids. Gene Ontology annotation, cellular component: membrane.